Molecule: messenger RNA, 6010 nt
Organism: Oncorhynchus gorbuscha (pink salmon)
Lineage: Eukaryota; Metazoa; Chordata; Actinopteri; Salmoniformes; Salmonidae
Product: serine/threonine-protein kinase SIK3 homolog
Biological process (GO): intracellular signal transduction; protein phosphorylation; microtubule cytoskeleton organization
Cellular component (GO): cytoplasm
Molecular function (GO): ATP binding; protein serine/threonine kinase activity; tau-protein kinase activity
Source: RefSeq, a predicted model, not a curated record
CGCAAGGCUGGUUGUUGUUCCCGCAGAGAGGCGAGAAGAUGGCGGCCGUGUCAAGCGGAGGUGCAGCUGGGUCCGCUGCGGCCGGGAUUACGCACUCUACCCGACCGGCCCACGCAGGCAUGGGCGCCCAGAACCGAGCACAGCCAUCCUCUGGGAUCAGCCACUCCAAUCGACCUACCCCGGCUGCGGGGUGCAUCACCAACCCCGGCCACCCCUCGGCCAGCAGGCCCCCCCCAGCCCGAGUGGGCUACUACGAAAUCGAGCGGACCAUCGGGAAGGGGAAUUUCGCCGUUGUUAAAUUGGCAACACAUAUCAUCACCAAAGCAAAGGUGGCCAUCAAAAUAGUGGACAAGACCCAGCUGGACGAUGAGAACCUGAAGAAGAUCUUCAGGGAGGUGCAGAUCAUGAAGAUGCUGAGGCACCCUCACAUCAUUCGUCUCUACCAGGUAAUGGAGACCGAGAGGAUGAUCUACCUGGUAACAGAAUAUGCCAGCGGCGGGGAGAUUUUUGACCACCUGGUGGCCCACGGCAGGAUGGCGGAGAAGGACGCGCGGCGGAAGUUCAAGCAGAUCGUGGCGGCCGUCCACUUCUGCCACUGCCGCAACAUCGUCCACCGAGACCUGAAGGCCGAAAACCUGCUCCUGGACCACAAUCUCAACAUCAAGAUUGCCGACUUUGGCUUCAGUAACCUGUUCUCCAGAGGCCAGCUACUAAAGACCUGGUGUGGGAGUCCUCCCUAUGCUGCCCCAGAGCUCUUUGAAGGGAAGGAGUACGACGGACCCAAAGUGGACAUCUGGAGUUUGGGCGUGGUGCUAUAUGUUCUGGUGUGUGGUGCCUUGCCGUUUGACGGCAGCACCCUCCAGAACCUGAGGGCCCGGGUGCUGAGCGGGAAGUUCCGCAUCCCCUUCUUCAUGUCCACAGACUGUGAGUACCUGAUCCGACACAUGCUGGUGCUGGAGCCCAGUAGGCGCCUCUCCAUGGAGCAGAUCUGUAAGAACAAGUGGAUGAAGCAGGGAGACCCCGACCCAGAGUUUGAGAGGUUGAUAGUGGAAUGUGAGCAGGUGAAGUCUGAGCGGGAGACAGAGCUCAUCAACGAGCAGGUGCUGAUGGCCAUGUCUGAGAUGGGACUGGACCGCGAGCGCACACUCCAAUCUCUGCACACUGAUGCAUACGAUCACUACAGCGCCAUCUACAGCCUGCUCUCUGACCGCCUGAAGAAACACAAGACCCUGCGCGUGGCCCCGCCCACAUCCCGCCCCAUUGGCUACACUCUCAACGCUGUACAGACGGAUCAGCAGGGUAAUCCCGUUAGCAUGAAUGUCCCUCACGUCCAGCUGAUCAACCCAGAGAACCAGAUCGUUGAGCCGGACGGAAACAUGGCCCUGGACAGUGAUGACGCAGAGGAGCCGUCUCCAGAGGCCAUGGCUCGCUACCUGUCCAUGAGGCGUCACACUGUGGGCGUCCCAGACCCCAGGACGGAGAUGCAGGAGGACCUGCAGAAGCUGCCCCCUGGGUUCCCCCGUGUGGCCCCCCAGCCCCCCUUCCCCAUGCCCCCCACCAUGGGCCACAUGCACACACUGAUGCCCACCCAGAACCCACACCUGCAGCCCACACAGCAGCUGGAAUACAAGGAGCAGUCCCUGCUGCAGCCGCCCACCCUGCAGCUGCUGAAUGGCAUGGGGCCCCUGGGCCGCAGGGCCUCGGAUGGUGGGGCCAACAUCCAGCUGCACGCCCAGCUACUGAAGAGGCCACGGGGACAGUCCCCUCUGGUCGCCAACCCUCACCCCAUCCCAGCUGUGGCUCCGGUGGAUGAGGAGGGCUCUGACGGGGAGCCCGACCAGGAGGCGGUGCAGAGGUCCAUCUACAAGGACUGUAACACCCUGCACUUGCCCAUGGAGCGCUUCUCCCCCGUGAGGCGCUUCUCCGAUGGGGCCACCACCAUCCAGGCCUUUAAGAUCCACCUGGAGAACAGCAGCCUCAUCAGGCAGCUCAAACAGGAGUGUGAGCAGCUGCAGAAGAUGUACGCUUGCCCCCAGGACGAGCGGCUGCUUGAGCACACACAACAACAGCAUUUCCUGUACCAGCAGGAGCAGCAGAUUCUACACCAGCAGAUACAGGCCCUGUCUUUGGGACACGGAGACUGCCAGCCCAGUCACCUUACCCACCAGCUCCAGAGGUUGCAUAUCCAGCCCUCCAGCCCACCGCCUACACAUCCCAGCAACCACCUUUUAAGACAGCCCAAUCAGAGUCCCCCUCCAACAGCGAUGAUGCAGGGGCACGGUGUACCAUCAGCGGUGCAGUACCAGCACGCCCCCGCCCUCUACCAGCCUCCAGCGGGGAGUCCCCCCCCUUGCGGCCUCCGCCCGGUCGCACUGCCCCCGCAGCAGCAGCAGCCCUGCUCCUCUUCCCGUGGGGGGGGUGUCCCCAUGCCCCAGCAGCAGGUGACUAUCCAGGUGCAAGAGGUGGAGCUGGGAGGGGGGCGGGGCCCUGCACGCCAGCAGCAGGCUUUCCUUUCCACGCCGUGCUCCCACCGGGUCCUGGGGAAGCAGCUGAGCGCAGACAAUGCCGAGACCCACAGUCGCAGCCUCGGACGGUUCAACACUUACGACCAGGCCGCCUUCAACCCUCAUCUGUUCGGCGAGGGGUCUCGACCAUCGGGGGUGGUGGGGGGCUACAACCCCUACCUCCAGGGGACCUCCCUCAAGGUGCCAGGGAUGGAGGGCUACCAGGGUGGGGUGGUCGGUGGCACUGGAGGCGGGGGCUACGGGAACCCCUCUUCCCUGCAGCAGGCUCUCCUCUCCCCCACCCCCCUGGAGUACCGGCCCCAGCAGCAUGUCACCCCCACCCUACAGGGUCUCCUCUCUCCCCGCCACUCCCUGACGGGCCACGCCGACCCCCGCCUGCCCCAGGACCUGGCCUCCCUGCUGAAGAGGCAGAGCCCUCGGCCGGCACCCCCUUCCCCCAACGUGCCCCAGGACUACACGGAAAUGCUGCUGCUGCGCCAGCUCGGCCAAGGGGAGUCUCUGGAGCCGGGAAGCCCCUACCACCACCUCCUCCAGAUCAGGCCCCCAGAUGUCCAGCCCCCCAGCCUGCCCCACUCAGAGAGCAUGGAGGAGGAUGACCUGCCACCCGGCUACCAUGAGGGCCUCCUGGCCAAGGCCCAAGGCUGUGGGGACGGCCAUGACCUGCUGGGCCCCCCCCAGGGAGGGACUCCCCCCUACAACUCCCCCACACACAGACACGGCUACAUCAGGAGCACCACCACAACCAGAGACAAUGAGCAUGUUGACUGCACGACCCAGGGGCAGCAGGUUAUGGAGCAGGGCGUGCCUGACCGUAACGGAGUGGGCUACUCCACCAGGGGCUCCCAGGGGGACGGCUAUCGGCCCCGGGGCCAGCUACAGCGCCACCACACCAUCCAAACCUGCGACGACGCCUAUGACCAGGCUGAGCCCAUGUCUGGUAUGAGCCUGUUGGCUGGCAAGGCUCUGAGCUCCGCCCGCAUGUCUGACAUCCUCAGCCAAUCAUCUCUGACAGGAAGCCAGCAGCUCCACCAGCGGGAAGAGUCAGUAUGUGACGUGGAGGGAGAGCUCCAUGCUGGAGGCUGCUACCCGUCGUCCUGCACCAGCAACAUCCUUCACAGCUACAAACCCCCAGACCUGCAGUACAGCAUGGAGCAGGCCGGGGUCUAACACAGGAGCGUCUUCUGUGUAUAAAGGUCCACAUCAGCCACCUGUGUUGAGCAGCAUCACGCCAAACCGCCAUUGUCUGUCUGGAGGGGGCGCAGUCCGUCAGUCAUGGGGCUUGGGGGAGGGCAGGCAGCCUGCAGGCUGCAGCCCGGGGUGGGUGGGGGGGAUUGGCUGGGCGAGGGGAGUGGGUUCAAUGCCAGCAUUCUGUUCUGCACAGCCAUCUAGCAAGCAUUGCCAUCAUUGGCUCUCUCCAUUUCUGCUCUUCCGUCCGAUUGGAUAGAUCGGGCUCUGCUUCCCCCUAUCACUUCUUCCUUCCUACCCCCUGCGGUCCCGCUCUCCUGCCCCCUUACCCCCCCUCCUCCUCCUAACUGUUGCCAUAGCAACAUACUCAUGCGCCUCAAUGUCCCAGACAUUCAUACAGGCAAAACGUAUAGAUAACAUAAAGUUACACAUGCACACACUCAGCCACAAACCCAAAGUAUUCACACCAAGUCUGUGCGCAGGGAUUCCUGUGAGGUUCUGUCCGCUCCUCCCUCUCCCCUCCACUGUAUUCCAGUGGACCAUUCCGGAGCGGGCUGUGAUCUCAGAGCCUAUGAGUGACCCAUUCCAUUGGGCUUACAGGGGUGGGAUUGGGUCAGGCUCAGAGGCGCAAAAAAAAAACAGCUCAGUGACAUCGAGGAUCGCACAGCACAACCAGCUCUCAUUUUUUAUUUUGUUUUCCUGUUCUGUUCUUUUUAUUAAUUGUUUUUCAAAUUCAUUUUUACGGGCUAAUGUUCAUCUAGAAAUUAUGAUCAUUAUUGUUAUGACUGUUUUCUGUAAAAUACGUUUUAUUGUUAUUAUGAUUAUAAUGAGAACUAUUAUUAAAGGAAAAAAAACUGUCCUGUGUUGCAAGGAAGACAACAUUUUAGUUUUGAUUACUUAAGAAAUUCUGCACUUUCGGUUCAAGCUAUCUUUAAUUCUUCUCCCUGUUUACCCUCCCAUACUGCCUUCUCCUUUUGUCACUCCCUUGUUCUCUCUUGUUUUAUGCCCAUCUCUGCCCCCCCCCCCCCCCCCCCCAUUCUUCAUUCCAUCCUUCUCUCUCCCUCUUUUUCCACUCCCCAUCACUCCCCUGCCACCUUUUGUGACAGUGUGGCAUUGUGUGUAGUUUUAACAGACAUGCUUCCCCUUCCUCCCCUGUACAGCGACACCAUGUAUAGACCACAAUUGCUGUAUCCCAUUUUUUUGGGGGGUGGGGGGUGUUGGGGAGGUAUUUUUAUAUUGUUAUUGUUAUUAUUUGUAUUUUUGGAUGUCUUCAGAUAUCUUCUUCUUUUUUUUUUCCUUUUUCUGAAUAUUGAGAUUUUUAGCCAAAAGAGUACAGGGAGAAAAUCCUCCGUUGUCAUAAAAAAAAGAUUGUUCUUCUUGUUUUAUUAUCGAGACACUUGAAGAGGAGAGUGGUUAUUUGUUACUUUUUAUCAUUUCAAUCAUUGAUCUCGUCGUUGUUGUUAACGUUUUCUGUUUUUUGGGGGGGUAGAUUUGGCAGGCAAUGGGUUGUGGGGUGGUUCGGUGCUGGGAAUGCAGUCAUUGAAACGGAGGGGAACUGUAAUAUAGCUGACAUAUCAUCAUCGUAAGACAUUUUUAGAGGCGGAGAUGGACAGACCCCUUCUCCACUCGCUCCCCCAAUCUGCAGUGGUACCCUCCGUCUCGGACCUCAUCGCCCCCUUAUUGGCCAACACGCACUGGACAUUGCCUCUUCUCCCGACUCUGGCCCAGCUCCGGCCACAUCCAAGGAGGAGACUACUACUCUGCACAUGUGCUGCCUCCCUUUUCUAUCUCGUUCUCGCUCUAUAUCGUUCCCUCCCUUCGUCACAUGAUCAUCAAGUGAGACCUACUCCAGCCCCAAUACUGAAUUCAGUCCUUCAUCUCUUCAGAGGGAGAGAAAUGAGGAACUGACCAGAGACAGACCGGUUGCUUCAGUUUGACCCCAGCGCAGUAUGUACAGUUCAGAUAGUGAGCAGAGGGGGUGGGAGAACGAUCCGCCUCCCUAUCCCCACCUUGUCCGCAGGACUCCCAGUGCAUCAUGGUCCAGCAAGGGACUGUGAGUGUGUUGCUGAUGAGUGAGCACCUCAUUGUCUUCUUCCUUGUCUGUUUCUGUCUGACUUCCCUCUCAUCAUCUGUAAACCAGCUCUUUGCUCGGCACCUGUAUCCUAUGUUUUCUCUUUCUAUUGUUUAUUUUGUUUUUGGGAGUACAAAAAUACUAAAGUGCAACAACGAUGAUUAAAUAGAAUUACCAACCAAACUGAGAUGAAUUAAAUAAAUAUAUAUAAAUAAAUAAUUUAAAAAGA